CUUUUUUCACACAAUAUAAUUGAUAAUUCAUUUAUUUUAUAUUUAAACAAAUCUACCAGGAAACCAACCGCUUAGAAUAUUUUGAGAAAGAAGUAACUCAUCUGAACGACCUCUAGAUGCAAUGAAGUGUUGAUCAUUUAAAUCUCGUAGCUAGCACAAAUGGGAUUAUCCACUGGAGAUAAACAUAUUAAGAAACAACAACUUAAUCACUAAAUGUAUACACUAGUACAAAUGUGGAUGCAUAUACUUCAUCCAAUGGAACCACAGAACGCAGAUAUCCUGUAAGUACGCUAGAAUGCACAAUCAAUUGAUUCUUGCCAGAACUAAGAACACAAAGAGACAUAAAGGAAUACUCAACAAUCUUUAUUUCCCAGCUUCACCAAUUCUUCCCAAAAAUAUUUGUCGUUGAACUAAUAUUUCCCACAGUUGGAUCUUCAGUUUCUGUCGUAUUUUUGAUACAAGGAAUGAAUAACUUGGAAUGACUCAACCUUAAAUAGGAACUGCAUUGUAAACGUCCCCACAGACUUAUACUGAAGUAACACAGAGUAUAACUGAAUACAUCAAAGAACUAAGUGGAAUUGUGGAAUUGUGGAAUUGAACAUAUAUCGUUUAAAAACUAGUUGGUUACCACAUAUUUUUCGACUGUUUCUUAUGUAUCUCCAGGUUUCAGAUUUACAGCAGACAGAGAAGAUUUGGAAGUGACGGUAUUAAUUCCAGAGCCAAACUUUACAGAUUGUAACACAAUUCCUGAAUUUGCGUUCUCUAUAAUUUACUGUCAAACUCUGCAUUUUUAUUCGUCUUAUUUCUUGAUUGUAUUUUUGCCUUAACGUGAUAGUAAAAAAUAAACAAAAUAGUUUACUAAAGCAGUGAUAACUAAUAUAUAUUAACACUAAGCUUUACAGGGUUACAUGUCUAAAUUUAUCGAUAAUGAAAUGUACCAAGCUACUCUGAAAUAUAUUGACAUUAAGAUAUCUUAAUCAAAAUGUUUGAACAUCAGAUUUCAUUUGGUUAAAUAUACACUUUAGAGACCAAACAACCAUCAUUAAUUUUAUGAAAUGAAGCUGCGCACAGGAAAGUAAGAAGUUGCUAAUUUUUGGUGACUGUCUUUUACUGUUUCAUUCAAUAUUUAAAAAUUACAUCACACAUCUCUUAAAAAUAAACAUUGUGAAAAUCAUUGGAACUUGAAGUUAACAAAAAUGUCUCAAUUCGCCCUCUGGAUAAAGCGUUAUUCUUCUUGUCGUUGGAGACUAUGUUAUGCCUGUGCUACUGCUAGUCUUUUGAUGCAAACAUUAAGAGUUAAUCUAAGCAUGGCAUUUGUAUGUAUGUUGAAAACACCCAAUCGUACGACUGAGGAAGUUAGCUUUACUGCAAAUGAACAUCGUUGUUCUGCUUUGAAUAAUUAUUCAUUAAAUCGAAAUUAUGAAGGAGAGUUUGAAUGGAGUGAUAAAUUACAAUCAAACAUGUUAGCUGGUUACUUUUAUGGAUAUAUAGGGACUAACAUUGUGGGUGGAUUAUUGGCAGAUAAAUAUGGUGGAAAAAGAGUUCUGGGAGCUUCAUUUCUCUCAUCAUCAAUUUUGACCAUUCUCCACCCAAGUUUAUCACGAGUUAGUGGCUACUUUACUCUUGUUCUAAGGAUAUUAACCGGUGUGGUAUCGGGGCCGACCUACCCUGCACUUCAGUCCUUAUUUGGACGCUGGGCUCCUUCACAAGAAAUUAGUUUAUUGAUUGCUAUUAUAUUUGCUGCUCAAUAUUUAGGUAGUAUUUUAUGUCUUUCGAUAUCAGGUUACCUUUGUGUGUAUGGAUUUGAUAAUGGAUGGGGUUCUAUAUUUUAUAUAUUUGGUGGAUUAUCGUUGGUGUUUAGUUGUGUGUGGUUUUAUGUAGUUUACGAUAAUCCAGACACCCAUCCCACUAUCAGCGAAGAAGAAUAUUCUUACUUAAAGAGAACUAUAGUGAGUGAAAAAGUAGUUAAAAAUGUGCCCUGGAAACGGCUGUUCUCUUCAUCUGCAGUUUGGGCCAUCAUCUUUGGUUGGUGUGCUUAUUGUUGGACUACUCUAUCUUUCCAGGUGUUGUUACCUCUUUAUGUGAAAGAAGCUUUAAACGUUAAUACAACAUCCAACGGUUUAAUGUCGUCUGUCACUGCAGUUGGACAAAUAAUUGCUUUACCGGUGUGGGGAAAAUGCGCAGAUAUUGUACGUUCAAAGAAAUAUCUGUCAACUCGUUCUGUUCGAGUUUUAUUCCACACUUUUUCUAUGUUAGGUUCAGCAAGUCUGUUAAUCGCGAUAGGAUUCCUCGAAUGUGGCGAAAACACUUUAAUAAGUAUCCUCUUGUUUCUUAGUGGUAUAACUCUAUCCUUUUCCAGCGGUGGUGUUACCGUCAACAACAUUGACAUUGCCCCAAAUUACGCUGGCGUUGUAUUUGGAAUAGCUAAUGCUUUUGGCACAGCAGCUGGCAGUAUUAGUACGGUGUCUGCAAAAGCUCUCACUCCAAAUGGUACACAAGAAGAAUGGCAGAUCGUGUUAGCCUUGUUUGCUUCUGUAUGUGUAGUUGGUGCAAUAUUGUUUGCGAUAUUGGCCAGAGGAGAAAUCCAAGAUUGGGCACGUAUAGAGGGAACUGAUUCGCCUGAAAAUUCAAAAACAGUGAAUGUUAACUUAAUACCUUAGCAAUAGCACACAUGAAUGUAUAUAUUAAUAUCUUCUGUAAUUUUACUAAUCUUUUGAAAACUAGCGGGAUCCGUAGAAAUUCCACGGUAUAGGUGAGUAUAUUAGAAAAAUUAAAAUAUAAAACACUAGCAAGGACAUUUUAAAAAUUCUUUUGAAAUCUUGCCAUUUAAUCAAAACUUUACUUUCACAUAUAAUCGAUAUGAACUUAGAAGAUGUUUCUUAUUUACUUUCUAACCCAGAAUUGCUGUCCUUGAGGCAAAAUUUGAAACCAUUAUUAUUAUUAAGGCAGCGUGCUGGCAGAACCGUUAGCACGACGGGCAAAAUGCUUAGCAGUUUCCAUCCGUCUUCACUUUCUGAGUUCAAAUUCUAUCCAGGUUGGUUUUGCCUUUCAUCCAAUUAUGAGGAUCGAUAAAAUAAGCGCUGUGCCAAAAAAUGAAACCAUUAUUGCUGUUGAUGUUUAGUUGUUUUUGUUUGUAAUGAACGACCGUCUCUAAAAGAGUUGAGAAUUGAUUUUACUGCGUUCGUUCGAUAAAAUAAAUAUGCUUUAUCGGUUUUUUGUUUAUAUUUAUUUUGUUUAAAAAUGACUUUACAACAUUUACGCCCAACUUCCCUAUGAUGUUACCACCCACGCGCGCGUGUGUGUGUGUGUGUAUGUAGGUUUCCCAAUUUGUUUAGUACAUAUUUGAAACGAUUGCUUUUAAUUCUUUUGUUUUUAUAUAAUUAUCGAUUUAGUGUGUGCGUGGUUCAUAUAUUUUCUUCAUGUUCAGUUAUUUAUAGUAUAACAUGUUCGGAAUAGUUCUCUGCUUUCCGAAAUGUAUUGUAAUUGUAAAUUGAAACUGACCUCACAAUUUGAGAGAUAGCCAAAACGAUGUCAUAUGAAAACGAGGAGAGGAAUGCAGAAUCAUUAAAGCGUCGAUAAAAAUUAUUUGUGAACUUUUCUCCGACAUUUUAUGUUCUGAGUUCGAAUUUGCCUUUCUUCCUUUCGGGAGCGAUAAAAUAAAGUACCCAACUAGUUAUAAAUUUGAUGGUACCGAUUAUCCUCUGUCCCAAAAAUUACCAUUUUUUUUUUCACUACACUAGAAACAGUAUAAAUCCUUUUUGUUCUACUUUCCAACACAAUGUCUAUGUCAAAUGUUUUCAAUGUUUGCUUUUAAAAAAUCCAAAUGACAAGAAUAAAAGAAGGCAUUUUAUCACCAUUA
Messenger RNA from Octopus bimaculoides (California two-spot octopus), 3859 nucleotides. Its product is annotated as putative transporter slc-17.2. Lineage: Eukaryota; Metazoa; Mollusca; Cephalopoda; Octopoda; Octopodidae. The record is from RefSeq and is a predicted model, not a curated record.